Caenorhabditis remanei is the source of this 378-nucleotide messenger RNA. RefSeq lists its product as uncharacterized. Bases 1 to 378 code for a protein of 125 amino acids. NCBI's taxonomy places the organism in Eukaryota, Metazoa, Nematoda, Chromadorea, Rhabditida, Rhabditidae. The record is from RefSeq and is a predicted model, not a curated record. The transcript has 3 exons.
AUGGAAGGAAACGGACCAGAACAACAGUCUCGAGAAAAUAACGAGACUGGAGUACUUAUCGAGACCCCAUCAGUUCCCACCACUCACCAAUCCAUCGAAGUCGACGCGGUUGCUGCAAACUCAUUGUCGGGCGGUAAUGAAACCGCCGGAGAAGACUUGGAGUUAGAUAGAAUUGUAAUCCGAGAUAGCAUUUAUGCACUAUUGAUAAACCAUCCGGAAAGAGCGGAAUUCCACAUCAAAGGUCUUGCAAAAAUGGUGGCGUAUAUGGGCAACCCGGACGUCAGCCUACUCGCUCCCGAAGACAUUUUUCGUAAUUUGAAGGAGGCGGAGCGUGCGGCAGAACGCGAAAGGUUAGAAAUGGAAAAGGAAAAUCAGUAA